CAGGUGAUACUCGUUAUAUACCGGAACAGUACUAUCAUAAUGUGACAGAAAUUCAUCUUUCUCCCACUGAAUUGCCACUGCCUACCUACCUUACCUUAGGCACUUACCUAGUAACCGUCUCAAACGUACCAUACUACCAUAUGUUACCAAAUCCUGGUAAACCACACGCCCAACCACGCUGUAAUUGGGGGAACCCCCAACCCCCCACGCAAGUUCGCCGCAGUUGUCUUCUGAUCACUUGCCGCGUCAACACUUGGCAUUUAUUCCCGCUCUGAAACCGAGUUCCUUCCCCUGAGCCCCUGACAUACGCAUAUAAUCGAAAAGCUUGAGGCGUUAUGUUCGAUUCCCGUGAGUUCGAUGUGCUACUCCUUGGGGUGCGGUAUUGCACUUCUUCACUUGCGUUCAGAUCCGGUCCACCCGCAAUCAUAUCAUAUCAUAUACUCCGUAAUAACGGAGAAGGGUUCAAAGAGGCGUUCGGCCCCACUUGCGCCAUAUGUGUCUGUCAAAAUAUAAAAUUAAAAAUUAGUAAGGGAUAUACCUGGGUAGAAAGGAACUUAGGAAGAGACAUGCCACUGAUGGCAGUCACCAGCCCCUCCGACAAACAUAAGUAUCCAGCCCCUCCCACAGCCCCUCCGGCAGCCCCUCCGACAACCGACAUAAUAAGUCUCCCCCCCUCCUCCACUCUCCGCUAUACAAACGGAAGAUCAGUCUCUCGAAAAAGACAUGUCUCAUCCCUUACCUUGGCAUUCGCUAGUACCAGCCCAGGGCUUCCACCUUUUGAUGCGUAUCCGUCCGAUAAGAAAAGCUGCAAUCAAGUGAAGGUAAAAAUUCCCCUCAUUUGAACUUACGAAGGACCCCCUCCCUCCCCCAAAACCCAUGAGAACUCCAAGGUACGUCUUCAUGGAGUAAGUGUAGGGGUCAACGGAUGGCCUUGUACCAAUAUAAAAUUCAAGUCUCCAGAGACUUAAAA
This is a messenger RNA of Amorphotheca resinae ATCC 22711, 970 nucleotides long. RefSeq lists its product as hypothetical. The coding region runs from base 336 to 842 and encodes 168 amino acids. NCBI's taxonomy places the organism in Eukaryota, Fungi, Ascomycota, Leotiomycetes, Helotiales, Amorphothecaceae. The record is from RefSeq and is a predicted model, not a curated record. The transcript has a single exon.